UCCUGCAAAACAAGUAACUGUAUUCUUAAAUGCAAGUAUGAGAGCUAUUACCUUAAUUUCAGUGGGACUGUAAAGUCAAGCGGAUGCCUAACAGCUUUGUUGAAUCAGGAUUUAACCCAGGGAACCUGGUGUUUGAGGUACUUCACAACAGCUGAAACAGUCCUUGCCCUGAAGAGCAUGCACUCAAAUCUAGGAUUAGAGAUGACAGCACUGCAAGGGGCUGGAUCUGGAGGAAGAACAAGGUUCUUGUUCAGCUACACACUUCAGUGUAUGUCUGUCUCAAAGUUCAGUUGAUUGGUGAAGCACUUUUGUGACUCAAGGCUCCAAAAAAGGCAAAGAAGAAGAUAGAAGGUGGUUCUAAUGUUUUCUCUAUGUUUGAACAAACCCAGAUCCAGGAGUUCAAAGAGGCUUUUACCAUCAUGGAUCAGAACAGGGAUGGCUUUAUUGACAAAGCAGACUUGAGAGACACAUUUGCUGCACUAGGUCGUCUGAAUGUCAAGAAUGAAGAGCUUGAAGCCAUGGUGAAGGAGGCGCCAGGUCCUAUUAACUUCACUGUCUUUCUUACUAUGUUUGGGGAAAAGCUGAAAGGCACGGACCCAGAAGAAACCAUUCUGAAUGCUUUUAAGAUUUUCGACCCAGAAGGAAAAGGCCACAUAAAGGCAGACUACAUCAAAGAAAUGCUUAUGACACAGGCAGACCGGUUCAGUCAAGAAGAGAUUAAACAGAUGUUUGCUGCUUUCCCUCCAGAUGUCUCUGGUAAUCUUGACUAUAAGAACCUGUGUUAUGUUAUCACCCAUGGUGAGGAAAAAGACUAAGAGGAAAGAGAUGAGCUUCUCCUGUGAUGAUGCACCGAGUUAUUUCAUAAUGCUUUUGUGUGCAAGACAAAGGGCUAAACAUUCAGUAUGUGAAGCCAUGUGGUCAUCAGAAGAGAACCAAUAAAACAAUUGAAAUUGGAUUAAAGUUAUUUAAUGCUCCUGUUUUUAUAAAAUAUGAAAAUACCAAUUUUGUGAGUUUUUUUCCCAGCCUUUUUUUUUCCUGUUAGUGGUUUGAAAUGGAAUUUUCUUCAUGAACUGGUGCUUUUAUGAUUUAUUGACAUCCUAAUGUUCACCAGAUGGUCCACUGGGCACUGCAGUGUUGCUUAACCUCUUGUCUUUUAUACAUAAGCUCCACUAAUUGAGAAAUCCUUUAACUUAUUGCACCAGGAAUAGUAUUUAGUAAAUAGAAUUCUGUUCCAUUUCA
Molecule: messenger RNA, 1239 nt
Organism: Melopsittacus undulatus (budgerigar)
Lineage: Eukaryota; Metazoa; Chordata; Aves; Psittaciformes; Psittaculidae
Gene: MYL10
Product: myosin light chain 10
Exons: 8
Coding region: 372-815 (147 amino acids)
Cellular component (GO): cytoplasm; mitochondrion
Molecular function (GO): calcium ion binding
Source: RefSeq, a predicted model, not a curated record